Molecule: messenger RNA, 9550 nt
Organism: Columba livia (rock pigeon)
Lineage: Eukaryota; Metazoa; Chordata; Aves; Columbiformes; Columbidae
Gene: CAMTA1
Product: calmodulin binding transcription activator 1
Exons: 25
Coding region: 961-6165 (1734 amino acids)
Biological process (GO): regulation of transcription by RNA polymerase II
Cellular component (GO): nucleus
Molecular function (GO): protein binding; transcription coregulator activity; double-stranded DNA binding
Source: RefSeq, a predicted model, not a curated record
UCGGGUGUGGGGAAAUGUGGGGCCGGGCCGGGGCCACUGGCUCUUAGCGUUUGACUCGCAGGAGUUGCCGGUAAGGGGGCAGCCGGUGCCACCCGCCGCCGUGGGGCCGCGUGUUCCGAGGCACCGAGUGGGAAGGGCGCGGGGAGAACCACGAGAGGGCGCUCGCCGCGUGCCGCCCGGUCACAAAACAGGAGGACGUGCCCGCCCGCGCGGGGAGCGGGAUGGUGUGCGGGAUGGUCCGCCGGUGGUCUGCAGGAUGGUCCGCAGGAUGGUCCGCAGGAAGGCUCCCCGGGCUGCGCUUUACCCUGCGCCUGCCGGGGACGGGCGGGUGGGUGCUGCUGUCGCUGCUGUGACCUGCGGCUCGUGCAGUGCCCUGUCCCCAAGAGCAGAGCGGGUCCCCGGCCCCGUUGCAGGGUGCCGCUGUCCCCAAGGAGCAGCUUUGAAAGCCCUUUUGUUACCACCAGUGCAGCCUCGCCAGGGGCCAAAACCGUGCUUUCCCUUUCCAAAGCUCAGCUGAUGUGUUUUGGAUUUUAUCUUCGAGUAACUUCUGUUUGAAACCAGGAAUGUCUUAAUAAGCCUUUUUGCAAUGCACGGGUAAUUAACGAGGAAGCAUGGGUGGUGCUGUGCAGUUCUGCUCCCCGCGCGCCGGGUCUGUGCUGCUCAAGGGCACACCUGCUGCGCUCAGCACCAUCCACGUGGUUCGGGAGUCUUUGAGUCUGCAAAAACGCAAAGAAGACUUGAGUUCUGAGGAUGUCGGUUGCCAUGGCAACGCCAUUAACCAUAGAUUUUGGUUGUAAUGUGAUUUGGGAGUUGUGUGCUCCUCGGGGACAUCAGUGUCACUGGGAAUCCCUCCCCUACCCAGAUCAUCUGACGCUUUCCUCAAAGGCUCAGCUGCUCGUUCCAGCUCCGGCUGCUGUUCCACACGCACCACAGGGUGGAAACGGCAACAUGAAUUCGUAGAUGAUGAGUAGGAUGCCCAAGCCAGAGAUGACAGUGCUCUUGAGGAAGUGCUGGGUAGAACAAAAAGAUGAUCACGGGAACAGCAAUGGCAGUCAUGUAAAAAUCUUUUUACCGAAGAAGCUGCUUGAAUGUCUACCGAAAUGUUCAAGUUUACCGAAAGAGAGGCACCGCUGGAACACUAACGAGGAAAUUGCAGCUUAUUUAAUAACGUUUGAAAAGCACGAAGAAUGGCUAACAACUUCCCCUAAAACAAGACCGCAGAAUGGUUCCAUGAUCCUGUACAACAGGAAGAAGGUGAAAUACAGGAAAGAUGGAUAUUGCUGGAAAAAAAGGAAAGACGGGAAAACCACCAGGGAGGAUCACAUGAAGCUGAAGGUGCAAGGAGUGGAGUGCUUGUACGGCUGCUACGUCCAUUCCUCCAUCAUCCCCACGUUUCACAGAAGGUGCUACUGGCUGCUGCAGAACCCGGACAUCGUGCUGGUGCACUACCUGAACGUCCCUGCCAUCGAGGACUGCGGGAAGCCCUGCGGCCCCAUCUUAUGCUCAAUAAACACAGACAAGAAGGAAUGGGCGAAGUGGACAAAAGAGGAGCUCAUCGGACAGCUCAAACCCAUGUUUCAUGGCAUCAAGUGGACGUGCAGCAACGGCAACAGCAGCUCGGGGUUCUCGGUGGAGCAGCUGGUGCAGCAGAUCCUCGACAGCCACCAGACCAAGCCGCAGCCUCGGACACACAACUGUCUCUGCACUGGUACCUUGGGGGCAGGAAGCAGUGUGCAUCACAAGUGUAACAGUGCCAAACACCGCAUCAUAUCACCAAAGGUCGAACCAAGGACAGGUGGGUACAGCGCUCACUCAGAGGUACAAAAUAACGAUGUCUCUGAAGGCAAGAACGAGCACAGCCAUGGCAAGGCCUCCAGCCGAGAGAAGAGGAACGGCAAAGUGGCGAAACCAGUGUUGCUCCAUCAAAACAGCACCGAGGUUUCCUCCACCAACCAGGUGGAGGUCCCCGACACAACCCAGAAUUCUCCGGUGUCCAUCAGCAGCGGAUUGAACAGCGACCCGGACAUGGCGGACAGCCCAGCCGUCACCGGCGUGUCCAGCAUGGCUGUAGCGUCCGUUAUGGGAAGCUUGUCACAAAGUGCCACCGUGUUUAUGUCAGAAGUCACCAGUGAAGCUGUGUACACCAUGUCACCCACCUCUGGCCCAAACCAACACCUUCUGUCCUCAGAUGCAGCUGCACAAGGACUGGUACUUGCUGUGAGUUCAGAUGGACACAAGUUUGCUUUUCCAACAACUGGCAGUUCGGAGAGUUUGUCGAUGCUGCCCAGCACUGUCUCUGAGGAACUCGUGCUCUCUACAACUUUAGAUGGAAAUAGAAAAAUUCCAGAAACCACCAUGAAUUUUGACCCAGAUUGUUUUCUUAACAAUCCCAAGCAAGGGCAGACUUAUGGUGGAGGAGGUAUGAAAAGCGACAGCAUCAGUACCAACAUGAGGCAGUCGCCCACAACAGAACGCAGCUUCAGCUUCAAUACGACCCUCACAAAAGAAAUUAAAACUGAGGACACAUCUUUUGAACAACAGAUGUCCAAAGAAGCAUUUUCCUCCACUUCUGCAUCAAACACACUCACCCUCACCACUGGCUCAGGUUUGCUUCCUUCUGGAGGAGGUCUGAGCCCAAGUACCACCCUGGAGCAGAUGGACUUCAGUGCCAUUGACUCCAACAAGGACUAUUCUUCCAGCUUCAGUCAGACUGUCCAGAGCCCUCAUGUUCAUCAGACCCCUUCCCCCAGCUUCUUUCUGCAGGAUGCCAGCAAACCUCUUCCCCUUGAGCAGAACACUCACAACAACUUGAAUGACACAAGUGGCUCAUUUGUGAACACGUUAGGAAUCCCCAGUGUGAAAACAGAGUCCCCAUCCCAAACCACUUCCAACUGUAACGGCACAGUGGAAACCAGAAUAGAGUCCAGCUCUUCUCUCCAGCUCAUGCAGUUCCAAACAAACUUCCAGGCUAUGACUGCAGAAGCUGAAGUUCCCAUGGAGACUUCCCAGCAGGCAGAAGGGAAUGAAAAUCUACUUAAAUCAGGGGAUCUUCAGGCCUGCAGCACGGAACACUACUUGCAGCCCGAGGCCAAUGGGGGUAUCAGGAACGGGAACAACCUCCCUAUUCUCCAAGGAAACAUGGUACAAGGACUCUAUCCUGUGGCCCAUCCCAGCCUAAAUAACUCCUCCAACAUGGAGCUUAACUUGGACCACUUUGACAUCUCCUUCAGCAACCAGUUUUCCGAUCUAAUUAAUGAUUUCAUAUCGGUAGAAGGUGGGAGCAAUGCUCUCUAUGGACACCAGCUGGUGUCGGGUGACAGUGCCGGACUGUCUCAGCCUGAAGACAGUAACAGAGCAACGUACAGCCAGGCUGAAAUGUGCAUUCCUUGCUGCAGCCCUCAGCAAGCCAACAUGCAGCUCAGCAGCACGGAGAGCGGCGCCAGCACCAUGGCGUACAUGCACGUGGCUGAGGUGGUGUCCGCAGCUGCAGCACAAGGCACUUUGGGGUUGCUGCAGCAGAGCGGGCGCUUGUUCAUGGUGACAGAUUAUUCACCAGAAUGGUCUUACCCUGAGGGAGGAGUAAAAGUCCUAAUUACCGGUCCAUGGCAGGAAGCCAGCAAUAAUUACAGCUGUCUGUUUGAUCAGAUCUCAGUGCCUGCAUCUUUAAUUCAGCCCGGGGUACUGCGCUGCUACUGCCCAGCUCAUGACACUGGGCUCGUGACUUUGCAAGUUGCCUUCAACAAUCAGAUCAUCUCCAAUUCCGUGGUGUUUGAGUAUAAAGCCAGAGCUCUGCCGACCCUGCCUUCCUCCCAGCAUGACUGGCUAUCCUUGGAUGACAACCAGUUCAGGAUGUCCAUAUUGGAGCGACUGGAGCAGAUGGAGAGGAGAAUGGCUGAAAUGACAGGCUCCCAGCAGCACAAACAGGGAGGAGGAGGCGGGAGCAAUGGCAGUGGGAACGGAGGAACGCAGGCGCAGUGCGUUUCUGGGACUGGGACGCUGGGCAGCUGCUUUGAGAGCCGCGUGGUGGUGGUGUGCGAGAAGAUGAUGAGCCGUGCUUGCUGGGCCAAGUCCAAACACUUGAUCCAUUCAAAAACUUUCCGAGGGAUGACACUGCUCCACCUCGCCGCUGCGCAGGGCUACGCGACACUGAUCCAGACCCUCAUCAAAUGGCGCACCAAACAUGCCGACAGCAUCGACCUGGAGCUGGAAGUUGACCCUUUGAAUGUGGAUCAUUUCUCCUGCACUCCUCUGAUGUGGGCGUGUGCGCUUGGCCACAUGGACGCAGCCCUCGUGCUGUACAAGUGGGACCGCCGAGCCAUCUCCAUUCCCGACUCCCUUGGGCGGCUGCCGCUGGCCAUCGCCCGGUCCCGGGGCCACGUGAAGCUGGCAGAGUGCCUGGAGCAGCUGCAGCGCGACGAGCAGACUCAGCUCGGGCAGAGCCCCCGGAUCCAGUGCCCCUCGAGCACAGACUCCAGCACAGAGAGCUGGGUGGCACAGUGGCACAGUGAGCUGGUUGCCUCGCAGGAGCCCCAGAAGGGAGUCACUGUGAUUUCCAGCACCAACACGGAGUUGAGACGACCAAGAUCAGAACCUUCCAGUUACUACAGUAGUGAGACUCAGAAAGAUUACCCUGCACCCAAAAAACAUAAGCUGAGCCCUGAAUACUUUCAAGCCCGGCCAGAAAAGCUGCUUUCCACUGCGCUGAGCCUGGAGCAGCCAAGCGUCAGGAAGCAGAACUCCAGCUCCAAGCAAUCUGCCACCGAGACAAUCAGCCCCAGUGAAGGGAUGAGGGACUAUGGCCAGGAGCUCUCCCAGCACAUCCCAGAAGCUACUGGGUACCGAGGCUCUGGCAGCCAAGCAGGCAUCAAAUGGAGCCCAAAGGACAUUUAUAUUGGUGUGAGCACAGUGCAGGUGGCGGGGGGCCAGAAGGGGACUGCGCUGGGGAAGGACACGGUGGCACAUCGGCUGCGCCAGCGAGAGCAGAUGAACGUGCUGAUGAUGGCUGACAGGGAGAUGGUGGAUGCAGAGCUCCUGUCCUACCGGGACAGCGCCGGGGAUGAGGACUGCUUGCACCACAUGGAUGACUUGCAGGUGAACAUGAUGACGCUUGCAGAGCACAUUAUUGAAGCUACGCCUGACAGGAUCAAGCGGGAGAAUUUUGUGCCAAUGGAGUCGCCGCUGGUGGAGAGGACAGAGGCUGCUGCCAUGAGCACCACGAUGAGCUGGCUGGCCAGUUACCUCGCUGACGUCGACCAUCUGCCGAGCGCGGCGCAGAUGAGAAGUCUGUAUAGUGAACCCCUGACCCCUUCUUCGAACACCAGCUUGAGCCCCGCAGGCUCACCAAUCAGUGAAAUAGCUUUUGAGAAACCCAGCCUUCCCUCGGCAGCCGACUGGUCUGAGUUCCUGAGCGCGUCCACCAGCGAGAAGGUAGAAAACGAGUUUGCACAGUUAACUCUGUCUGAUCAUGAGCAGAGAGAACUCUAUGAAGCUGCCAAACUUGUCCAGACAGCAUUCAGGAAAUACAAGGGUCGUCCUCUCCGGGAACAGCAGGAGGUGGCUGCCGCUGUCAUUCAGCGUUGCUACCGAAAAUACAAACAGCUUACUUGGAUAGCCUUGAAGUAUGCACUUUACAAAAAGAUGACGCAAGCUGCCAUUCUUAUCCAGAGCAAAUUCCGAAGUUAUUAUGAGCAGAAAAAAUUCCAGCAGAGCCGACGAGCUGCGAUGCUGAUCCAGCAGUACUACCGCAGCUACAAAGAAUGUGGGAAGAGGAGGCAGAACCGCCGGGCGGCCACCAUUGUACAGCAGAAACUCCGAAGCAGUCUGCUUACCAAGAAGCAGGAUCAAGCUGCUCGAAAGAUUAUGCGGUUUUUACGACGCUGCCGUCACAGCCCACUGGUGGACCAUAGGCUGUACAAAAGGGGGCUGAAUGCAUUUGGAGCUCACAUGUGUGUGUUAAAUAGCAGACUGCAUGCACUGGGGUGUCAUUCUUAUUGGGCCUUUCUGUCUCUUUUGUUUUGCUGCCCAAAUGAGAUAUCUGGAAAAAGGCAAGAGCUCCCUUUUCUUAAAUGUCCCACAGACCAUUUCAGCUCUCAGAGCAACAGAGUGAAAGAAUUGAAAAAGGCCAAGGAACUUGAAGAUACGCAGCAGCAUCCCGUAGCAAUGUGACAUUGCUUUUCAGACUGUUUUCAUUUUCUGUUUUUAGCAGAGACAUGCAACAACAACAAAAAUACUCGCUGCAGUUCUGGGACCACCAGCUGCAGGAUUUUAACAGUAAUGUUUUGGUCAUUGCAUUUGCACUUUCAUGGAGAACUUUUAAUUUGUUCAGCAAGACAUCUUGGAACUCAAUCUUCUGUUGUUGGAUCAUGGGGAAAACAAAAGACACCAGGAGGAAAUUGUGAGUUGCUUCAUUCUCCAAGAAGGAAGAAGCGAUUAAUUAUCCUUUUAAUAUAGGGCUGUAUUAAACAACAUGUGGAACUGUACAAAUACUAUACCAAAAAUCUUGUUAAGAGAAGGUGGGAAUGCACAAGCAACACAAGAAUGCUGUUCCUGCACCUGUCAGUCAUCUCCAAGAGCCGAAGCUUUGGGAGUCGCGGUGGAGGGGCUGAGACCAGCCCAUCGUUGUCGGGUCCAUGCAUCCUCAUUUCCUUCGCACCUCUGUCCUUCGUGGUUUAGUUCAAUCUCUACAGCACACUUAAUGCAACUUUUUAACUCUGCAGGUUUUUAAUACAUCCCGGGGGAACUUCCAGAAGGGUUGGUGUACGAGAUAAACGGGUAACGCGUGAGGAACCGAGCGAGCAGCUUCAGCGAGUUUCACUACGUUCUUUUGGUGUUUUAACUAGAACCUGCAAACAUAUCAGUUGUCACGUACGUUCUCUCAUAUUCAGCACUUUAUUUUCUAGCCUUACUUUCAUGUACUAUGGUUUUAAUUUAAGUUGGUAAAAUAAUUUGUGAAACGUAGCUUUUUAUCUUGAGUACUUGUCAAACCUCUUGUUGUUUUGCAGAGUCACACACAUAUGUUGCCUGGACAUUUUAUAACCACCUAAAGAUCAGAGUGGUGCUGCAUUCUGGCCAGUAAAUUUCUUAUUUUGGCUACUUCAUCAAAAUCUGGGCAGUUUCUGUAUAUAUAGAAGGUAGAAAUGGAAAACGAGAAAUAUUUGAAAGGGAAUAUAUUGAUUAAUUACUAAAUAUUUUAUUCACAAAGGGUCAAUAACUUGGCAAGAUAAAAUUAUUAUUUGUAUAGUUUUGUCUGAAUGAACGAGAAGAGUGUGGAUGUAUUGUUUGUACAUAUUGUAUAUAGUAAAACAAAGAGAUAUGUGCAUGAACUCAAGAAAAAGAAAUGAACAAAGCAAAGCAUUAGUGGCUAUGGUCUGUAAAAUGAAACAAAAACUUUAUUUCACUAUAAGAAACUUUAUUUUAAAUGUUCUUUAGAAGAACAUUUUUGCUAAAGCAUGACUAAAUGGCGAAAAAGAGCUACUGUAUUUAGACUUAGGAAAAAGGCAGAGCAACAUUACUUUAAGAAAAAAAAGAAAAAAAAAAGGAUAUGUUUACAUUUGAUUUCGGUACCAGGAGUGCGGUCGGUGGUUUAAUUUAUUUGGUCCUUCCUCGGUUUUUUACCCGUCUUUUUCUUUUUUUUUGCCAAUGGUGCCAAUAACGUGAAUGCUGAUAAAUAUCGCUUAAGAAAAUUGAGUUACUUUUGCAAAGCAGAUAAUCAUAAGAGUACAAAAACCGUAUCUAGCUUAACACCAUACACUCACUCCAAUAAAGAACACUUAGAAUGAACAUAAAACAAGGAAAAAAAAAAGAAAUAGUAUGAAAGUAGAAAAUAUGUUUCACAUUUUCAUAUCUCCUGCUGGAAGUCAGAAAAUGUAAUAAAAAUUGCACAAAAAAUAAUUUAAAAAAGAGUAAAACUUAAAAAAAAAAAAGAUGCAAACUGAUCUCGUAGGGGUGUCAUGGUAUAUUGCUAUUUCCACAUAGUGAGGAGCCAAAGAAAUUAGGGUUUUGAAAUUGAACCACUAAUUUAAAACUGUCACAAGGUGCCCCCGCGGGCCGUUCUGGCCGGGGGCGCCGGGGCGGGCGCGUGCGGGGCCGGAACGCGCUCCCGCUCCCGCUCCCGCGGGCUGUCCCGCGCGUGGCCGCCGCACGCCUGAGGACACCGGUGUCCACUGAGGGGGCAGUUUUGGAGUAGUAGUUCUUGCUUGAUUCCGGCCACCAACUGCAACGUUUAAACGCAGGGCUUGUUGUGAAGCCUAAAAAUACUCAUACGUAAGAAGCUUUUAAACUGGUGUCUUUAAAAGAAGAGUGAAAACAAAGAUUGUGGCAAAAAAAAAAAAACCCUGGGGUCAGUGCUCUUGGUGCCUUUUCUAUAAUUGUACCUGUUUUUAAUUACUUCUUUUCACUGCCAGCAUUGAAUUACAGUAGAUGUGCUAUAGCUCAUUACCAGAAUUCUCUUGUACAUUUCUGAACUGCUGCUUUAUGAUCUGAUUCAAUUUAAAAACAAGAAAAAGGAAAACAGAUAAAAACGCCCGGCCCGGCAGUGCCGCCGUGCCCGUGGCAGCCCCGCGGCCUCGGUGCGCUGCGUGGAAUUGGGACCUUGACCCUGAAACCUUCCUCUCGUGCAAAAACAGAACAGGAGACAGCGAGGAGUCUCCUUUGGAAUGAAUUGGAAACGCUCUGUAUUAAUCCUGGAAGAACCGUGGCAUUCCGAACGCGAGAUGUUGCUCCCAUUAACCAAUACAUGACAAUAUAGAAUUGACCUUUUCCUAACAAGAGUAGUGACCUCAGUGGAAAUGUUUUACCCCCUGUCUUUGCAGAAAACGAUUCCAUAACAUACAGAGCUAUUUCAAAUUACUCUUCCAGAUCCAUGGGCCUGGUGGUGUAUCCUACUGACCUAGAUCCCGCUUCAGCCAACUGUUCCAGCGCGUACUUGCUGUUCAACAUGCAAGCGAUUCCCUGGUGCCGCAGAGCUACUUGCAUGCUGGAGGCCAAGUACCGCUCUCGAGUGCUUUGUUGUGUCGGGCUGUGACCCUUCCGUGUGUCCCCGGGGGGUGGGACAGACCCCCACGGUGAGGUGAUCCCACUCACCCUCCUCUCGGUUGUGGAACUUACGUCUUCAUGGGAGACACGUAAGUGCAGCUUUCCGGGAAUGUCGGAAUUCCCAAGUGCCAGGAGCCAGAUCUUCUGUCUUCUGAUAAUGGAAUUGCUCCUUUGCAAAACACAUUCGACAGCAGUAAUACUGUGUGAAAGAAAUACAGAAUAUAACAUGAACCCCCUCUCUGGUUGCACGCUUAUGGCAGUUCCACACAAUAGCUGGUGCCCAUGGGGGGUCCCCGAGACUUGCAUGUAAAACUAGUAUAGAUGUCUUCUCUUUUGUAAGUUUUAUUUUUGUAACCGUGCAUGUAAAGCAUCACUGAAUCAAUGGAUCUGUUGAAGAACUCAGCUGCUGGAACCAUGCAAAAUGUUUUGAAUUGCCCUUAAAAUAUGGAAAAUGUUUUCUGAAUGCUUUAUAUUCUUUCUGCUGUAAAUUAAAAACAAAGAAAAUUUCCCCAUAUAA